AUGGAGGACAGCAAACAACACGGCGUGAACAUCUCCGAACAGGGGACAGACCCAGGGCACAAUGAGCGAUGGGAAACUAAUGCCUCCCGAGAAAAGGACGAUGUGACCAAGAAGGGCCUUCAGGACGCAGACUCAGAGGAGGUCAUCAGUACAGAUGGCGGUACCUUUACCGAAGAUUCGCCUUUCGAGGAGGUCAGAGCUGCCGUCCGCAACACCGACGGCGGGGAGGUUGCCAACACCGUCCGGGCAUGGAUCUUGGGCAUGGUAUUCGUGACAGUCGGCAGUGGCCUGAACAUGUUUCUCAGCAUGAGGAGCCCUGCCAUCAACUUCCCGUCCAUCAUCGUCCAGCUGCUGGUGUACCCAAUCGGCUGCCUAUGGGCCAGAGUCGUACCGACGAGGGUCUUCAACACGUUCGGCGUCGAGUGGACCUUCAACACGGGGCCGUUCACGAUCAAGGAGCACGUCGUCAUCACCCUCAUGUCCAACGUCUCCAUCGGCUACGCAUACAGCACCGACGCCCUCCUCGCGCUCCAGGGCAAGCCGUUCUACGACAUCAACCUGGGCUGGGGCUUCCAGAUCCUCUUCACCCUGAGCUCCCAGCUCAUCGGGAUCGGCCUCGCCGGCCUGUGUCGACGGUUCCUCGUGUGGCCGUCGGCCAUGAUCUGGCCGAAUCAGUUCGCCAACACGUCCCUGUUCUACGCCCUUCACGACAAGAGCAAGAACGACGGAACGCACAGCAACGGCUGGGUCAUCAGCCGUUACCGAUACUUCUUCUACGUGCUCGGCGCCAUGUUCUGCUACUACUGGAUCCCCGGUGUGCUCUGGCAAGGGCUCUCGGUGUUUGCGUUCGUCACCUGGAUCAAGCCCAACAACGUCGUGGUAAACCAGCUGUUUGGGGGGUUCACAGGUCUCUCCCUCAUCCCGAUUACCUUUGACUGGACCUAUGUCUCCGCGUACCUGGGAGACCCUCUGCUCUCGCCGACGCACACGCACAUCAACGUGCUCAUCGGGCUCUUCGUCUUCGUCAUCAUCCCGACCAUCGGGAUCGCGUACUCGGGCGCGCUCUUCGCCGACUACCUGCCCAUCAACACGUCGCAGACGUACGACAACACGCAGAGCUCCUACAAGGUCAGCAGGAUCCUGGGUCCGGGCUACACGUUUGACGUCGAAAAGUACAAGGCAUACUCCCCCUUGUUCCUCCCACCCACCUUCGCCCUCAACUACGGCCUGUCGUUCGCAGCGCUGACGGCGGCGAUCGUGCACUGCGGCUUCUUCCACGGCAGGGAGAUCUGGUACCGGCUGCGGGCGGCGCGCAACCAGGAGGCGGACGUCCAUCUCAGGCUGAUGAAGAAGUACCGGGACGCGCCGGAGUGGUGGUACGCCGUCCUGCUCCUCGUCGCGGUCGGUCUGGGGUUCGCCACGGUGGAGGGCUACGACUCCCAGCUGCCGUGGUGGGCGUUCAUCGUCGCCAACCUCCUGGCCAUGGUCUUCGUCGUGCCGACGUGCACGAUCCUGGCCAUCUCCAACCUCGGGCUCGCGCUGAACGUGCUGUCCCCCUUCCUGGCCGGCUUCAUGAUCCCCGGGAAGCCCAUCGGCGUCAUGAUCUUCAAAGUGUACAGCACCAUUACGCUGGGCCAGGCCCAGACGUACUCGGGGGACCUGAAGAUGGCGCAUUACAUGAAGAUCCCGCCGCGUACCACCUUUUGGUGCCAGGUGGUGGCCACGAUUUGGGCCGUGUUUGUGCAGAUCGCCGUGAUGAACUGGACGUUGGGCAACAUCGAGGAUUGUUGCGCACUGACCCAACAUGCUCACUUCACCUGCCCCAACGGAAGGGCGUUCUUCUCUUCCUCCAUCGUCUGGGGCGUCAUCGGGCCGAGGAGGAUGUUCGGCGCCGGCUCCAUCUACCAAAACUUCAACUACUUCUGGCUCAUCGGCGCCUGCUUGCCGGUCGUCUUCUACGUCCUGGCCAAGGUCCUCAACCUGAAGUUCGCCAAGGCGCUCCACGCCCCAGUGAUGCUGGGCGCGAUGGGCUGGCUGCCGCCGGCUACGCCGCUGAGCUUCUCGAGCUGGGCCAUCGUCGGCCUCAUCUUCAACCACGGCAUCCGCAAGCGAUUCCGGGGCUGGUGGCAGACGUACAAUUACAUCACGGCCGCGGCGCUGGACGCGGGUCUCAUCAUCAGCACCAUCGUCAUCUUCUUCGCCAUCACGCUGCCCAACGUCACGAUACCGCAGUGGUGGGGAAACGUCGAUGUGUACAACACUCUGGACUCCACGUAUGGCGCCAUUUUGAAAACGGUGGGGGAGAACGAGACGUUUGGCCCAGCCAGUUGGUGA
Molecule: messenger RNA, 2334 nt
Organism: Colletotrichum higginsianum IMI 349063
Lineage: Eukaryota; Fungi; Ascomycota; Sordariomycetes; Glomerellales; Glomerellaceae
Product: OPT family small oligopeptide transporter
Exons: 4
Coding region: 1-2334 (777 amino acids)
Biological process (GO): transmembrane transport
Molecular function (GO): oligopeptide transmembrane transporter activity
Source: RefSeq, a predicted model, not a curated record